GGAAAUGACGUUCAGGGGAAUGUGAGAAGGGGUUUGUGCAAGUCCAGGGUUUGGUUUGACGGUGUCCGAACGCGGAUCAUUGGGAACACAGAGCACGUAACUGCUCAAUGCUGCAUUGACUGGAGUUUCACUCAGACAGAGAGAGAGAGAGGGUCAGCGCAGAGCAGACAGACACCAUGGCAGAAACCUCAGAAAAAGUGCCCAUAGCCCUGGCAGGACCAGCUGACGUGGAGCAGUGCCUACCCCCUGCUUACACAGUGGCGGUGAAAUCCUCCAGCAGUGGUCGUCUGCUGAAGAUCGGCGCAGUGGUGCUCAUCACUGGGGCUGCUCUGCUGGUACUUGGAGCCAUCGGUGCCUUUUACUUCUGGAAGAUCAAUGACAAAAAUGUGUACAAUAUGCAUUACACCAUGAGCAUCAAUGGAAAGGUAAAGGAAGGUUCAUUGGAAAUUGAUACUGAAAAUAAUCUCGAGACCUUCAGAACUGGAAGUGGGAAUGAAGAGGCAGUUGAAGUUCAUGAUUUUCAGACUGGAAUUACAGGAAUCCACUUUGCUGGAGGGGAGAAAUGCUACAUCAAGGCACAAGCUAAAGCACAUCUUCCAGAUAUUGAGUCUUUGAAAACAGAGGCUGUUUCUUUUGAGCUAGAAGAUGAAAUCAUGCCUGCAAAGUUUGAGGAAGAGUCUCUUAUUUGGGUGGCAGCAGAACAACCAGUUAAAGACCACAGCUUCUUGAGCCCCAAGAUUUUGGAGUUGUGCAGUGAUCUCCCUAUUUACUGGCUUCGUCCAACAUACACAAAAGAAGAACAAAGGAAGAAACGAUCAGUGGCACGUGAGAGGCGUCAGUUGCUUGACCCCCAUUACGACGGUGAUUUCAGACCGGCUGUAGUUGAUGAAUACGAUCAGAUUGAGGGAGCACCUGAAGAGGUCGAUGUUGAAGUAACAGACAUUCAACCUGAGGAGGCAAAACCCGAAGGAACCGUAACUGCUCCAGAAGAGGAGGGCAGUCCAUCUGCAUUUAACGCAGAAAACCCGUAUCAUCGACUCUUACAGGGCGAGGGUGGAAUGACCUUUGACCCCAUGUUGGACCACCAAGGAAUCUGCUGUGCUGAGUGCAGACGCAGUUAUACACAUUGCCAGCGCAUCUGUGAACCGCUCGGUGGUUAUAUGCCCUGGCCUUAUGAUUAUCGGGGAUGCCGUGUUGCCUGCACAAUGAUCAUGCCAUGUACCUGGUGGGUAGGACGCAUACUUGGUGUGUUGUAAACUGCUGCAGAAGCCCUUCAUUGCCAGGCCGUUGUUUUGAAAUAAAGUGCAGGACAGUGGCAAAAAUUGUUGGCUAUAAAUUUAAUAAUGGUUAGUGCCAAAGAAGUUUUCAGAUAGAGAUACAAAUCAAAAUGCAUUUAUAACCUCACAUUAAUGACAAAAUGUUCCCAUGAAAUGCAUUAUUAAUUGAGUUUAAGUGUUGCAAACUAUAAAAAAAAAUGAGCAAAGCUAGACCAUUUCAGGCAAAAGUAUAAUUGCAUGAGAUGAUUCAUCUUGUUUAGAAAAUUGUACAGAGUUUUGUAAUGGUGCAAUAAAGCAUGCAGCAACAUGUAUGUGUGCUUAGAUCUUUUUUGCAAUGUUGUACAGAUAAAAUGAUCCAUUGGUGGUGUAUAUGUAACUCUUAAGAUUAAAGAGGCCAAUUAAUACCUUAGAACUAGAUGGCUGGGACUGUUAACUGCCUUCUGCUAUCAAGCCUCUGGAAUUAGAAUAGCUGUGAGCUGGACGCUGCUUUUCCUCUAAUUAUUAAACA
Messenger RNA from Callorhinchus milii (elephant shark), 1785 nucleotides. RefSeq names its product chondromodulin (gene cnmd). The transcript has 7 exons. Lineage: Eukaryota; Metazoa; Chordata; Chondrichthyes; Chimaeriformes; Callorhinchidae. Gene Ontology annotation, biological process: negative regulation of endothelial cell proliferation; negative regulation of angiogenesis. The record is from RefSeq and is a predicted model, not a curated record. Bases 177 to 1256 code for a protein of 359 amino acids.